AUGCCUGGACAUCUUGGUCAGAAGAUCUUGAAAACGUUUGGUCUGGACGAGCAUAGAGACCACCCCCCUCCACCACCGCAGGAUUCGCGUCUGCCUGGAUCCCGCAUCAUCAACGACGACGAACGGCUUCUUUGCUCCCACCCACACGGCACAUACCCUCGCCUUGCUAAGCUCUCCAACGGGGCGAUUCUGUCGGCGUUCACGCGCUUCGAGGGCAAUACCAGGGUUCUGUGUAUCGGCAGGAGCCAAGACGGCGGCCGUAGUUUCGAGGAUUUUAGCGAGGUCACGCGGGGCGAGGGCGAUGUGGACAAUACGUUUCUGCUCGAGAUAGCGCCCUCGACUGUCCUUGCAGCCUUCCGGAAUCAUGAUCUUGGACCGGACGGUCCCGCGUAUUACCGGAUCACGGUGUGUCGGUCCACGGACGAUGGGAGGAGCUGGCACUUCCUCUCCCAGGCGGCCGAGAAGCAGCCGCCCCUGGGGAUCUGGGAGCCGUUUAUGCGCAUUGGGCAACAGGGUGAGAUCCAGAUGACUUAUUCCCAGGAGUAUGCGCAUGAUAACCAGUGCACGAUGCUCGUGCGGUCGUUUGAUGGCGGUGCGACCUGGAGUGGUCCGCCGCAGUGUCUGGAGGGAGCGAGGGAUCCGGUCCGGGAUGGGAUGAAUGGAAUUGCCAGGACGGUUGACAAUGGACGCGAGGCUCUGGUCAUGGUGUUUGAAACUACAACGUUUGGUACCUUCGACCUGGAGGCCCUGGUUUCCUACGACGAUGGGAACACAUGGGGACACCGGCAUCAUGUGUAUGUUCCCCCGCGGGGUCAUAAUGCGGGGUCACCCCAGAUAGCCGCGUUCGGAGAUGGCUCGUUGGCGGUGAUUUUUAUGACCGACGAGGACUCGUCUCAGGUGGACUGGACCAAAAAUGCCGCGAUUAAGAUGGUUUUUGCUGGUCCUCCCAAUAACGGGCAGAUCCGCUGGACGCGGCCUUCGGUAAUCUGCCCGCAUCCGAGUCACUGGCCGGGGGUUCUGGCAUUAGACGGGCAGACACUGCUGGCAACGUAUGAAUGUGGAGGAGCUCCCAAGGUCAAGUCCAUCACUUUGCAGCCAUGA
Messenger RNA from Aspergillus ochraceoroseus IBT 24754, 1101 nucleotides. Its product is annotated as sialidase family protein. The coding region runs from base 1 to 1101 and encodes 366 amino acids. Lineage: Eukaryota; Fungi; Ascomycota; Eurotiomycetes; Eurotiales; Aspergillaceae. The record is from RefSeq and is a predicted model, not a curated record. The transcript has a single exon.